This is a messenger RNA of Aspergillus candidus, 963 nucleotides long. RefSeq names its product putative pathogenicity factor. Lineage: Eukaryota; Fungi; Ascomycota; Eurotiomycetes; Eurotiales; Aspergillaceae. The coding region runs from base 1 to 963 and encodes 320 amino acids. The record is from RefSeq and is a predicted model, not a curated record. The transcript has a single exon.
AUGUCCCCAACCCGCAAACGACCCCCCCGCAAAACCAAACCCAACCCCAACCCCAAUCCCAAUCCCAAUCCCAAUCCCCACCCCCCUCUCGAUAUCCAAAGCACCCCCGAAUGCGAAUACCCAACAUGCGAGCUCACAACAACCACCCCACCACCCCCCCUCCGCAAACUCAUCUCCCACGUCUUCGGCCGCAACAAGACCACCACCAAGCAAAUCCCGGACGAAAUAUGGGUCCACUACUGCCGGAAACACUACCAGCGCGCGCGGUACCGGUGUCACAACUGGGCGCGGGAGCAGUGUGAGCUGCUGCUGGUUUCGUUGGAUAGGUUGGAGGAGUGGGGGGGUGUGGAUCUAUUCAAGAUUGUGCUGAGGAGGAGGGAGGAUCUUAGGAGGAGGAGGGAGCUGGAGAGGAGGGAGCUGGAGAGGAGGGAGGCUCUUGGGUUGGCUUUGGCUUCUCGGACGGAUGGUGAGGCUGAUAUUGAAACUGAUCUUUUGAUGGGGGGGACUGAUGGUGGAAGUAUUCAUGGGGGAGAAGGGGGGGAGGGGGAGUACUUCCCAGAAGGAGAAGGAGAAGGAGAAGAGAGAGAGCAACAACCAAACACCCAAGAAGAAGCAGAAGACACUCCCCAAGAAGAAACAGAAGCAGAAGAAAACACCCAGCAAGAACCAAACGCCAAGAAGCGAAAACAGCGCAUCCAACCCUGCCCCGUCCCUACCUGGCUGGUGGAUUUGACCGACUCCCCCAAGACAUUUGACGAAAUGCGCGCCAUCAUCCGUGAGCUGAUGGACUAUUUUGAGAAGCUGGAGGAGAAGCUGGAGGACGAGUUGAGGAAGAGUCUGUGGAAGGAGUUGGAGAAGUAUGAGGAGGAGAGGAGGAAGAUGCUGCUGUUUCCGGAUGUGGAGAUCUUGCCUGUCUUCAAGCACCCUUCUUCUUCUUCUAGAUCUGGGAUUGGGUCUGGUUGA